AUGGCUUUAUGGAAAAUGAAGAUGAGAGCAGUUCUGGUGCAACAAGGCUUAGCCGCGGUUUUAACUUCGACAGAUUCGGAUGAAAAGGGGAAGGCUCUUGCACUAGAUGAAAAAGCACAAGCAAAGUUCGAUGAGAUGCAGUUAAAGGCUUAUAGCGCUGUGAUUCUAUGCCUUGGAGAUAAGGUAUUGCGGGAAGUUCAAGGAGAGACAACUGCAUCUGGAAUCUUGAAGAGGCUUGAUGAAGUUUACUUGGCCAAAUCAUUGGCUAACCGCCUCUAUAUGAAAAGAAGGCUGCAUUCAUAUAGUUUUUCAGAGGAUAAGUCAAUCGUGGAGCAGGAUAAGGAUAUCACCUUGAAUGAAGUUCAUGAUGCACUCAUGGCCAAAGAGCUGCAGAAAGGUAAUUCAAAACUCUCUGAUUCUCAGCCAGAGUCACUUAAUAUCAAGAAGUUCAACAAGAAAAAGUUAAAGGAGAAAGUUGAGGAAACUAAGCAUGAGGGCUCUGAGGUCAAGGAAACUCGUUCUUGCUACUGCAGUGAUGGAGAAGAGGCUGCUGAAGUUAUUAAUGUGAUGGAUAAGAUUGAUAAAGAUUCAUGGAUCAUGGACUCUGGAUGCUCCUUUCAUAUGUGCCCAAAUCUAGAUUGGUUUCAAGAUCUGGUUGAGUGUGGUGGAUCUGUGCUGCUAGGGAAUGAUAAUACCUGCAGCAUCAAAGGGAUAGGGGGCAUAAAACUGAGGAUGAAUGAUGGACCAGUGAGGAUUCUUUCUGAUGUUUGCAAAGGCCAAGAAGUAAAGAUGGUGGCCAAGAGAGCUGGUAGCUUGUAUUAUCUGCUGGCUACUGUGAUUGUAGGAGAGUCUCAUGCCACUAUGAAGAAUGAUUUGAAAAGUUGGCAUCUCAAAUUAGGACAUCCUGCUGAGGGUACUCUGAAAGCCAUGGUUCAGAAAAAGGUGAUAGAGAUGAGAGAUUAA
Molecule: messenger RNA, 963 nt
Organism: Salvia splendens (bonfire salvia)
Lineage: Eukaryota; Viridiplantae; Streptophyta; Magnoliopsida; Lamiales; Lamiaceae
Exons: 5
Coding region: 1-963 (320 amino acids)
Source: RefSeq, a predicted model, not a curated record